Trichechus manatus latirostris (Florida manatee) is the source of this 4790-nucleotide messenger RNA. RefSeq names its product purine nucleoside phosphorylase (gene PNP). Lineage: Eukaryota; Metazoa; Chordata; Mammalia; Sirenia; Trichechidae. Gene Ontology annotation, cellular component: cytoplasm. The coding region runs from base 212 to 1297 and encodes 361 amino acids. Gene Ontology annotation, biological process: nucleoside metabolic process. The record is from RefSeq and is a predicted model, not a curated record. The transcript has 5 exons. Gene Ontology annotation, molecular function: purine-nucleoside phosphorylase activity.
CCUUUCUCUUCAGGCCCAGCCCCUUCACCCUAAUUGUUUUGAUUAUUUCACUUUCUCUCUCUGUAUUGUCCAUGGUCUUUCCCUCCCUAUCUCCCUCCUUCUCAUAAGGUGAGAUAUUAAAACAUGCCAGUUGUAGCAACACUGGAGUUUGGGCUAGUAGUAGAAACAGCCUUUGUUAACUUUUGCCAGGGUCUGGAAUGGAGUUGGUUUUAUGUCAGACUUGGGCCUGAUUCAGAUAGAGGUGGGUGCUGGGGUGAGCAUAGUAUUACCUCUAGCGAGGGAGAGGACCCUCCUCUCUGCAGCAGCUCUUUGGCCAGCUUCUCUGUCCCCUGCUGCCUCGUAUACCUGUCAUCCUUUCUGCAUUGACAGUCAUCAGGCAUUGCUCUGUGAUGCCCUGGGAAUGGGAGUGGAACUCGCCUUAAUUUGUCUUUUUCCUAGAUUCACAUAUGAAGAUUACCAGAAAACAGCAGAAUGGCUUCUGUCCCGCACCACGCACCGACCUCAAGUGGCAGUGAUUUGUGGUUCUGGGUUAGGAGGUCUGGCUGAGAAAGUAACCCAGGCCCAGAGCUUUGACUACAGUGACAUACCUAACUUUCCCCUAAGUACAGUUCCAGGACAUGCUGGCCGACUGGUGUUUGGGCUCCUGAAUGGCAAAGCCUGUGUGGUGAUGCAGGGCAGAUUCCACUUGUAUGAAGGCUACUCAGUCUGGAAGGUCACCUUCCCAGUGAGAGUCUUCCGGCUCCUGGGUGUGGAUACCCUAGUGGUCACCAAUGCAGCUGGAGGGCUCAACCCCAAAUUUGAGGUCGGAGAUAUCAUGGUGCUCCGUGACCAUAUCAACCUGCCUGGUUUCUCUGGUCAGAAUCCCCUUAGAGGCCCCAAUGAGGACAGGUUUGGAGUUCGUUUCCCCGCCAUGUCUGAUGCUUAUGACCGGCAACUGAGGAAGAUGGCUCACAUUACCUGGAAACAAAUGGGGGAGCAGCGAGAACUACAGGAAGGCACCUAUGUGAUGUUGGUGGGCCCCAACUUUGAGACUGUGGCAGAGUCUCGUCUGCUGCGGCAGCUGGGGGCAGAUGCUGUUGGCAUGAGCACAGUACCAGAAGUUAUAGUUGCACGUCACUGUGGGCUUCGAGUCUUUGGCUUCUCUCUCAUCACUAACAUGGUUGUCAUGAGUUAUGACAGGCUGGAAAAGGCCAAUCACGAGGAAGUACUAGAGGCUGGAAAACAAGCUGCAAAGAAACUGGAACAGUUUGUCUCCACUCUUAUGUCUUGCAUUCCGCCCCCUUGCAAUGCCAGUUAAUCAGCCUCAGAUUGGUCUGGCCUCUGCCUUAUGGGAUCUGAGAAGCUGUUACCUACUUUGGCCCCUGGUUGGGGUCACUUGUCUUGCCCUAUCCUUUACUCUUGCCCUUAGGUAGUAACAGAUAGGAGAGGAGGAUUCCUAUCUUUUAUUUUCCCCAACUUCUGAUGCCAAGUUCAAUUUUUUGCUCAGUUAUUCUCUGAAAGCAGUUUCCAUCCCCGUUCUUCCCGAGGCCAGAGCCCACGCCCUACCACUCAUCCGUGCUUAUGCCCAGGAUUUCACUUGAGUCUUUGAACUCGGCACACUAGCUACUGCUAACUUUUUGAGAUAAUGCUUUCACAUUCCCGGGGUUUGAGUUCUGGUACCCCCAUAGCACCAGAGACCACACAAGGACAAGCUCAAUGCCUCUUUUAAUUUUUAACACCAUCAUGUUUUGAGAAUAAAGAGAAAGAUGUAUCAUUCCUUCAUUUUUGUGCAACUUGGUGAAGCUGGGAACACAGGCCAAGACUGACAGGAAACUCCUAUGUGACUUUAUCUGCUUCUCAGACAAGUAGCUAAGGCCUUAUGUGAAUUAGGUAUAUGAAGUCAGGAAAGGCAAAACGAUGAAAACUUAGGGAAAGAUAAUGAGAAGGAAGAAAGGUCUAACUUCUGGCACAUGAUGUCACCACUUCCCUCACCCUAGUCUUACCUCUGUCUCUUGCCUUCUGAUGGUUUCACUGCCUGUUUCCUCUCAUGAAUUAGUUCACUGAUCUCAGCUUCUUCUCCUUAGUUGACACUUCUUUGUUAAGGCCCUAACUGCACUUUGUCUUGCUUUCCUUCUCUCCUCUAACUUCUGCCAUAGUUGGUGGCAACCAUACUCCGCUCUUUUCUGACAAUGCAGUGACGAAUCCCCCUUUCUAUGCUGCCAACCACCCCACUGCUGAUUAGAUUCCUGUCAGCCCCUGGCCGACCUGUGAGGUUGGUUCAUACCCAUUUCUUCUCUUUAAGCACCUCUUGCCCUCCCUCUGCUUCUUUCUAGCAGCAACCUUUCUCUUCCUUUUUGCUUGGUCAGAACCUCCCGGUGAUGCUGCGUCCAGACAUUGCCCUUUGUUGGCUCACUGCCCCAUUUUUGCUUAUCAGCUUGCAUUCAACUGGCUGGCGUGUUUGAAAACAGUCUACCACACUACCCUCCCAGGCCUACUUACCUCUUAAGAAACGACAGUGCUGGAUAAGUCUCUAAUAGUGGUGACGUUUCAGUUAUUGGUGGUAUAAUAUGAAGAAAGUAUUUUGGACAGGGAGACUUUGAGAACUCUUUCAUAUCACCCUUUGUUUGGUAACUGGACAAAUUAAGAAAUCCUGAAGUGGCCCUGUCACCACUCCUCCCUUGGUCUGUUAUUUGUACCUCCACUUGCCUUCCAGGACCUGUAGGCAGUCUGCUAGCAUCUGUUAAUUGUCUCAGAGCUGGCUGCCUGUAAGAACUGGCUCAGAGGGAAGUACUGCAUAUCCUUUAGGUAUAUACAGGAGCUUCCUAGGUAUAUACACAACUAUAAUUUAUUCAUCUAAUGGGAUGGUUUAUAGACAUUUCUGUUUAAUCAGUUAUUGAACAUCUCUUUGUAUAAGGCUCUUGCCUAAGCAAAUGAUAAAAUGAGUGAAUGUAAGGAAGGUGUUUUUUCUCCCAAGUGCCCUCAAAUCUUAAGGAAGACACGUUUGUAAAGCCGUUAAUCGUUACAUACCAGUUACCAGUUGCCAUCAAUUCUGACUCAUGGUGACCCCAUGUGUGACAGAAUAGAACUGUGCCCCAUAGGGUUUCAACGGCAGUGAUCUUUGAGAAGUAGAUGGCCAGGCCUCUCUUCUGAGGUAACUCUGGGUGGAUUUGAACCACCAAUCUCUCAGUUAGUAGCAGAGUGCUUAACUGUUUGUACCACCCAGAGACUCCAAUUUUUAUCUAAGGCAGUAUAAAACAGAUACCACUACAUACUGUGGGAGCCCAAAGUAGUGACUGAUUGUAUACACUGGGCAGUGAGGAUUGAGUUGAUUAGAGAAAGUUUCUCAGAAAACUUUGAGCUUAGUCUUGAAGCAUGAGAAGGGAGGAAGAGAAUUUUAUACCAGGGUGAGCUAAGUGCAGAACUUUGAAAAGUACUAGGCAUACUCUUGGAUCAUUGCCAUAACUGGUGUAACUAGAACAGAGGACAGUAAGGGCUCUUAAGAGACACGGUUAGAAAGGUAUUUGGAGGCUGGAAGAGGGCUGCAUUUGGUCCUUGGCUUUCCCACCCCUGCUCUGCCUCUUAUUGAGAUAAAUGGUGCCACCUGAACAAUACGUCCCGGAGAGACUUGAGUGGAAUAUUUUGGGACACUUCUAAUUUUUGAAACUUAGUAAAUUGGUAACCUGUAGAGAAUUCCAUGUGUUUCCUGAUAGAAUACUAGAUUCAAGAAAAAAUUAUACAUUUGAUAUCCUAGUCCCCAGAGUUUCUAAUUCUUCAGUUCUAAGUUAAGCUUAGGAAACCCUCUGAGGCAGUUCUGCCGUGUCCUGUACGGUUGCUAGGAGUCGGAAUCAACUGGACUACAUACAACAACAACAGAAUCGUAGGACUUAGCUACUUUAUGCAAGUGUUUAUUACCAUAUUUAUGUAAGGGCAUUAAAAAUAUUUUAUGGUAACAAACAAAUUAGGUUCUUCCUAGUGCAAACUAAGUGGUGUGACAAUAAAAAGUAGUUACAGACAAGUAAUGGAUAUUUAAUUCUAGGUAGUAAGUAUUCUAAGUGAAUGAACUAGAAUUCUUGUUUGGAAAGGGUAUGGGCUGGGGAGAGAAAGCAUGCAGACAUAAAGUGUUUUCAGUUCAGUGUAUCAACUGUCUUCAAUGUCAGCGUGCCAACCAACUCAGCCAAAAGUGAAUGCAUCAGUUUGGGAGAGCAUAGAAAUAGAGGCACAAAGUCAAGGGAAAGAAACAUCUGGGAGGGCCACCAAGAGAAAGUAAUUUCUUGAAAACAUUGGUGAUGAGACCGCUCCUUUCUAGUGGGGCCUGCAGGAUACCUGCAAACAAGAACUAGAUUUUGCUGAGUCUCCUGGUAGGUGUCAAAACACACACACUCCAUCAAGUCAGGCUUUCUUCCCUGACCCUAAUAUGAUGUUAUAUGUUGUAUGUAUAUAAUGUUGAUUAACAUUAAUAAAUGUUUGUUAAUAAUGUGGUAGUAUAAUCCUGUGAUAGUAUACCGUUUUAAGGUUAUAGGUCUUUGAUUAUGGAACGCUGUGCUAAAAGCCAUACUUGAAAUUGAUAUAAGACAAAGUGCUUGCAAUCUAGAUGGGAGACAGGAUAAAUAAUGAGGCUGAGUUAGUCAUGCCCUCUAUGCCUAGCUUUUAGUCUUUUCGUAGGUUAUAUUGUCAUUGUUUAGAAGUCGGCUUCUUCCACUGCAAUGUGAGGGAGUAGGACUAAAUUUUUUAAAAAGGAAUAACAGCAAAAGUAGCAUAUGCUAAGUGCUAAAUGAUGGCAUGUUCUACUGGAGUUCAGAGAAGAGAACCAA